Molecule: messenger RNA, 1149 nt
Organism: Dovyalis caffra
Lineage: Eukaryota; Viridiplantae; Streptophyta; Magnoliopsida; Malpighiales; Salicaceae
Source: the annotation of a GenBank genome assembly
AUGGGAAAGGAGCAUAAACAGCAGCUUACAAGCAGACAACAAAAUACCCUUAUUCCAGAUGAUGUCAUAGAGGACAUACUACUGAAUCUUCCUGUCAAGUCUCUACUUAGAUUCAAGAGCGUAUGCAAAUCAUGGUGUUCUCUUUUCUCCAAACCUGGUUUUGCCCGUGCGAAUUUCAACAAGCGCCGCUGCAACAAUCAUGACUCUCCCAUUCUCAGACAUUGUUACACGCAACCAGAAGUAGCAGAAACAAUCGAUCUGGAUCAUAAAGCUGAGCCAAAGAAACUCGAUUGGCCUUUCAGGCUAUCCGAGUUCGCAUUCUCUUACAGAUUCUACUCAUGUACAGACGGUAUUUUCAGCAUGUGUUGGUUUGACGGUAAUACGAUCUCCAUGUUCUUGUGGAAUCCACGCAUCAACAAAUAUAAGACGUUACCAACCCCAGAGAAUUUUGAAAAACAGGUAGAGUAUAUCGGUUUUGGUUAUGAUUCAAGCAUCGAUGAUUAUAAGGUUGUAAGAGUUGCAUGGCCAAAUCCAAUUUCACCGGCCCCAGAAUUCAGAAUGCAAGUGUUGAAUGUCAAAUCGAAUGUAUGGAGAACUGUUCACAGGGGUGCUCCUUAUGCCGUUGACAUUAUUACUAUUGAUAGUUUUUCUCUUGACUUUGCUCCUAUAAAGCUGGUGCACGUAGAUGGGGCUUUGUAUUUCGUUGCUAAGAAAACUACAACCGAUUCGACACAGAUAUCUGUAAUUCUUCGCUUUGAUUUAGCAGAGGAGAGUUUACGGGAAGUGUCAAUGCCCCCAAGUGUAACAGGGGAUGUUUGCGAUUUGCCAUUGUUUUUGGAGGUCUUAGGAGGUUCCCUCCAUUUGUGCGCUGGAAUGAACUUGUGGGUGAUGAAGGAAGAAAGCUGUUGGGUUAAGGUUCUCGAGUUUAAUGGCAUUGUUGAAAAGCUCAGGAGGCCAUUGUGUUUGAUGAGGCCGUUGUGUUUUACUGAGGCUGGCGCGUUAAUUCUUUUGGAUUUCAUAACACGCGAUUUCCAUGUCUAUGAUACACAUCACAAUACUGUUAGGAAACUUGAGGUUGGUGGCGAUAAGUCCUUUGAUGAAGUGAUUCUGUAUUCUGAUACUCUAAUUUCACCCUCUGAUGAUCAUUGA